Molecule: messenger RNA, 3320 nt
Organism: Rosa chinensis
Lineage: Eukaryota; Viridiplantae; Streptophyta; Magnoliopsida; Rosales; Rosaceae
Product: putative pentatricopeptide repeat-containing protein At3g25970
Exons: 2
Coding region: 139-2238 (699 amino acids)
Biological process (GO): RNA modification
Molecular function (GO): protein binding; RNA binding
Source: RefSeq, a predicted model, not a curated record
CGGAAAAACAUAGUAGAGAAUUGUUUUCUUUUGGUGCCUCAAAACCCAGUUUGACAGGUUUCACUUGUUUGGUCAGCUGUGGGUGUUUCUAAAAAAGAAAAUGGUUUCAUUGUCUUAGGGAAAAACGGCCCUUCAUGAAUGAGGGUAUUCCAUUCACUUGUGAAUGCUUUGCGCAAGGUCUCGAUAACCCACUGCAGGGAAAUCAAGUUAGGAGCCUUGGCAGACGUUUACUGUGCGAACAAUAUCCUAAACGGGUACGCGAGAUGUCAACACCUGUGCCUUGCCCACCAGGUGUUCGACGAAAUGCCCCACAGAGACACCGUGUCUUGGAACACGAUUAUUGCUGGAAAUGUGAACUGCGGGGAGUUCGAGGCCGCGUGGGAGAUACUAAGAAGCAUGAGAAGAUGUGGGUUUGAUUUUGAUGGGUAUACAUUUGGAAGCAUACUUAAGGGUGUCGCUUGUGCUCUUCGAUACGAUCUUGGGCAGCAAGUGCAUUCCUUGGUUGUUAAGGUAGGUUAUGCCAGUAAUGUUUAUUCUGGAAGUGCUCUUUUGGACAUGUACGCGAAAUGUGGGAGAGUCGAGGAUGCAUAUGUGAUCUUUGAAUCAUUGCCGCAACGCAACUCUGUUUCGUGGAAUGCACUCAUUGCUGGUUACGUGCAAGCAGGUGAUCGCAGCACGACGUUUUGGCUAUUACAUUGUAUGGAGCAGGAGGGUAUGCUGCUGGAAGAUGGCACAAUUGCUCCACUUUUGACAUUGCUUGAUGAUGCUGAGUUUUAUGAGUCCUUGGUACAGAUCCAUUGUAAAAUUAUUAAACAUGGGCUGGGAUGUGAAAGUACGGUCUGCAAUGCCACAAUCACUUCCUAUUCAGAAUGUGGGUCAAUAGAAGAGGCCGAAAGAGUGUUUGAUGGUUCUUUUGGUAAAAGAGAUUUGGUGACAUGGAAUUCCAUGCUAGCAGCGUACUUGGUUCACGGAAAAGAACAACUUGCUUGCAAACUCUUCUUGGACAUGCAAAGGCUUGGGUUUGAACCAGAUAUCUACAGUUAUACUAGCAUCAUCACUGCUUACUCUGAAGAGGUACACAAGAAUCAUGGGAGAUCCUUUCAUGGACUGGUCAUAAAAAGGGGACUAGAAAAAUCCGGACCAAUCUCUAAUGCGUUAAUUGCUAUGUAUCUCAAGUCAUGUAACAAUUCCUUGGAGGAAGCACUACAUAUCUUUGAAUCCUUGGAGUUUAAGGACCGUGUUUCUUGGAACUCCAUUUUGACUGGGUUUUCGCAGAAUGGGUGGAAUGAAGAUGCCUUGAGAUUAUUUGGGCAUAUGAGAUUUGGAGAGGUGGAGGUUGAUCAUUAUGCCUUCUCAGCUGUACUUCGGUCUUGCUCAGAUUUAGGAACCCUCAACCUGGGUCAACAGGUUCAUGCUUUGACACUUAGAUCAGGGCUUGAAUCCAAUGAGUUUGUAGCUAGUUCUUUGAUCUCUAUGUAUUCCAAGUGCGGGAUCAUUGACGAUGCUAGAAAAUCGUUUGAAGAGACUCCUAAAGAUAGCGCAAUCACUUGGAAUUCGAUUAUUUUUGGAUAUGCACAAAAUGGGCAGGGAUAUGUUGCACUGGACCUCUUCUCCCAAAUGAAGAAGGAAAAGGUGAAACUUGAUCACAUAACAUUUGUGGCAAUUCUAACUGCUUGUAGCCACGUGGGUUUGGUUGAACAAGGAUGCAAGUUUCUAAAUUCUAUGAAAUCUGAAUACACAAUUGCACCACGAAUGGAGCAUUAUGCUUGUGCAGUAGAUCUAUAUGGGCGCGCUGGGCAUAUAGAUAAGGCAAAAGCCUUGAUUGAAGAAAUGCCAUUUGAACCUGAUGCAAUGGUGUGGAAGACUUUACUGGGUGCCUGCAGGGCUUGUGGCAAUAUUGAAUUAGCAAGUCAAGUAGCAGACUAUCUGCUAGUGCUAGAGCCUGAAGAGCACUGCACUUAUGUUCUUCUUUCUGACAUGUAUGGACAUCUUAAAAGGUGGGAUGCUAAAGCUAGUGUAAAGAAGCUUAUGAGGGAAAGGGGUGUUAGGAAAGUCCCUGGUUGGAGUUGGAUAGAACUCAACAAUGAGGUGCAUGCAUUUAAAGCUGAAGAUCAUUCACACCCUCAGUGUGAAGAGAUAUAUUUUGUAUUGGGAAUUCUAAUGGAGGAAAUCAAAAGGCUGGACAUUGUUGCUAAUCUAAAACAGUCUUUGGGUGAGGGAGAUGACAGUGGGACUUGAGGAGGUUUGGAAGUUAAAAAUACCCAGUUGCUAAAUGUAGCAUUGGCCAACUUUUAGGGGAGGGACUUCAAUUUAACAGGUUAUUUAGCUACGUACUAAAAUUAUGCCUGGUGAGGCAGUACUUUCAAAUUCUUUCUGCCCAAUGAGAGACGACUAUUGUGCCCUUGCUCAAUUUUCUCCAGAUUCGAGUUGUCUUCUUCCAGAUUUAUAACUGCAACAAUUUUUGGAUUUUCUCAUCCAAGUUUCUGUGCAUAGUAAGAUCGAAGUUUUGCUAUUGCUGUUUGAUUAAUAGCUAGAUCACAGUUAUACAAACUGCUUCUCCAAUAAGAGGCACCCUGUCAAAGAUGUGGUUUACAUGCAAUGGUUUACACCAACUAAGACUAUAGCAGCCUCGUCAAAAGAUUAUACUUAAAAUCAGCAUAGUUCUUUCCUUUUUUUUCCUUUCUUUUUUUCAUCUACAGGUUACAGCUUCUGUGUUCCUUAUCUCUUAGAAAUUAUGUCUUCCUAUUGCUUUCCCUCUUACUCAAAUAUAACUAAAUAAAUGGCCACACGGAUGUCGGUGGCAAUGCCAUAUGAUUGUAUGACCAAUUCAUGAAACAAUUCCUUCCUAUGUAGACUACAGGUUCCACAAUCUUCAAUUCUGGCACCAUAGUAGUCAAGUCUAUAGCAUAAAGGAUAAGAUUCCAUUGGAAUAUUUUGAACUUUCAACUGAAUUGAUUGAUGUUGAUUAGUUGAAAGAUUUGUAGUUUCCAUAGAACUUUUAGGCUGUAUGAUCUGAUGCUGAAGAAAUUCAUGUCAAGGUCAGGAUUUCACGCAGCGUUUGGCAAAAUGACCAAGGGAAUUAUUCCCAAUUGAUUUGAGGGAGAAAGGUUUGUGGACUCGAAAUAUAGAGUUUAAAUUCCAUCCAGGAGGCGUAAUUUACAUUUUUCACCAAAGAGGGAAUUCUUAUAUCAAUAUAUUAGAGAGGGGAAAUUGGUCUGCCAGUUAGCCUCUUGUCUUCCAUUUAAAUAGGACUACUUGUAGAAAUAUUGCAGGCUUCAUUCCUUUUUGAGUUUUCAAUUUCAUUUGCCUUUGUCUGUUUU